AUAAACAAAAAAGUGGGGUAUAUAAUGACUGUUAUGAGAUGGCGUUUGGUUCGACACCUCAAAACUUUUUGCCCUUUUACCACCGGACUUUAGUUUUUUUUUCAGGUCCCAACACCUCUUCUCCUCCUCCUCAUCGCUUCCUUCUCACGCAACCUUGAUCCACCCCAACGAUGAAGAUCACCGCCUUGCUUGUUCUCAAGUGCGCUCCCGAGACUUCCGAUCCCGUUAUCCUCGCCAACGCUUCCGACGUCUCUCACUUCGGCUAUUUCCAGCGAUCUAGCGUCAAGGAGUUCGUCAUCUUUGUCGGUCGCACUGUCGCCAGCCGAACCCCUCCUUCUCAGCGACAGUCUGUCCAGCACGAAGAGUACAAGGUUCAUGCUUACAAUAGAAGUGGCCUUUGCGCGGUGGGAUUCAUGGACGAUCAUUAUCCUGUUCGAAGUGCCUUUUCUCUUCUCAAUCAGGUCUUAGAUGAGUACCAGAAGAGUUUUGGUGAGACAUGGAGGUCUGCUAAAGAAGACUCCAGUCAGUCCUGGCCAUACUUAGCCGAAGCUUUAACCAAAUAUCAGGACCCAGCAGAGGCUGAUAAGCUGUUGAAAAUCCAGAGGGAGUUGGAUGAGACCAAGAUUAUCCUUCAUAAAACCAUUGAUAGCGUUUUAGCCCGCGGAGAGAAGCUGGACAGCCUAGUGGAAAAGAGCUCAGAUUUGAGCAUGGCAUCGCAGAUGUUUUACAAGCAAGCGAAGAAAACGAAUUCAUGCUGUACUAUUCUGUGAGCUGCAACUCUGGACGUGCCUGGGUAUAUAUAGUCAACCAAACUUUUGCUGGGGGACGAGACUGUUUUUCUUUAUUACCUAUAUAUAUAUAUGAUUCUGGAUCUCGUAGUUUUGCAUUGCAUGCACUGUGGAAUUCCGUAUAAAGACUCGAGUCGUGUGGUCUGUUAUCCGAAUACAUGAUGUCACUACCAGA
Eutrema salsugineum is the source of this 963-nucleotide messenger RNA. Its product is annotated as VAMP-like protein YKT61. NCBI's taxonomy places the organism in Eukaryota, Viridiplantae, Streptophyta, Magnoliopsida, Brassicales, Brassicaceae. The transcript has 6 exons. Gene Ontology annotation, molecular function: SNAP receptor activity. Bases 171 to 770 code for a protein of 199 amino acids. The record is from RefSeq and is a predicted model, not a curated record. Gene Ontology annotation, cellular component: Golgi apparatus; membrane. Gene Ontology annotation, biological process: endoplasmic reticulum to Golgi vesicle-mediated transport.